CAGGCGCCUACAGACAGAAAUCCAACCCAUCUCUACAGCACUCUCAGCCGUUCGUCCACUUCUUUCCAGAACAUUUACAGCCUAGCCAGAUUUUGAAUCUUUGUGAUCUCCUUGAUUUCAUAGUUUUCCAGUUCUCUUAAAGCUACUUGAAACUCUUGCAGAAGAAAAAUGCUGCCUGCAACCUUCAAACUGUGUGCUGGCAUCUCCUACCGGCAUAUGAGAAACAUGACAGGUUUGAGGAAGAAUGCCAUGGUGGCCAUUCAUCAUGAGCUGAGCAGACUGGCAGGUCCAGGCCCCAGUAACUGGAUCAGCCAAGUUCGCAGACGAAGCUCCCUUCUCAGCUCUCGGAUCAAAGAGGAGGAAGGAUAUAGUGAGGAGGAGAUGACUUAUGUGAAGCAAGGUGAGGAUGCACUGCAGAAGGCCAUCAGCAUUCUCGGUGAGCAGGAUGGCUGGACCACUGAGACUGUAGCUCCAAACGGAGACAAAGUCCUGAGUAAGAUGCUGCCUGACAUCGGGAAGGUGUUCAAGCUGGAAGUGAUGAUGGAGCAACACCCUGACAAUCUCUAUGAAGAGCUGGUUGGGAACAUGGAGCAAAUGGGGGAGUGGAACCCUAAUGUCAAACAGGUCAAGAUCCUUCAAAAGAUCGGCCAAGACACAAUGAUUACCCAUGAGGUGUCUGCAGAGACGCCCGGCAACGUGGUGGGACCCAGGGAUUUUGUCAGUGUCCGUUGUGCCAAACGCAGAGGCUCCACCUGCUUCCUGGCUGGAAUGUCCACCCAGCAUCCAAAAAUGCCUGAGCAGAGGGGUGUAGUCAGAGCGGAGAACGGGCCCACCUGUAUAGUACUGAAGCCCUGUGCUGAGGACCCGAAUAAGACCAAGUUCACCUGGUUACUAAGUAUAGACCUAAAGGGCUGGAUCCCAAAGACAAUCAUAAACAAAGUGCUCUCUCAGACGCAGGUGGACUUUGCCAACCACCUCAGGCAAAGGAUGGCUAAUAAUGUUUCUAUGGAGAUGGCUCAUGCCUGCUGACACAAGAUGCCUCUUGAGCUUUGGCACAGUGCGCUUGAUAGUGGCAGAUGAGCAACCCCUGCUCAUUAAAAAAACAUAUAAAUCUGCUUAUAACUGCUAACCCAGAGAGUGUUAAGGAGAUCAGAUGAAGAUGAUACUUGUCUGAAAUCUUAGGAAAAUCUGAGAGCAAAUGUUUGUUUCAAUUGGCAAAUGUGUGUGUUUUUCUUGCCCCUGUGAAUAGAAAAUCUGUCACGAGAUUUUUACAUCACUGACACCAAUCUUACACACUGUGUGCCUUGAUUGUUUCUGACACAUUCGUCCACAUCGCUCCACCUUAGCACACACCCCGAGCCGGCGUGAGCAGUGAAACCUGUAACACAAACAGCACAUUGUUUCCCUCUGAUAACACCUCAGUUCUUGUCCUUCCCCGUGCUGUGAAAUUGCACUUUUAUUUCAAUGUUUUAUUUAUUGAUAUUCCACAGAUGCAUUACAUUACAGUGACUGCCAUGUGAAUAAACAAUUGCAAUGUCAA
Lates calcarifer (barramundi perch) is the source of this 1540-nucleotide messenger RNA. RefSeq names its product steroidogenic acute regulatory protein (gene star). Gene Ontology annotation, biological process: steroid biosynthetic process; regulation of steroid biosynthetic process; intracellular cholesterol transport. Bases 169 to 1029 code for a protein of 286 amino acids. Gene Ontology annotation, cellular component: mitochondrial intermembrane space; mitochondrion. Lineage: Eukaryota; Metazoa; Chordata; Actinopteri; Centropomidae. The transcript is spliced from 7 exons. Gene Ontology annotation, molecular function: cholesterol transfer activity; cholesterol binding. The record is from RefSeq and is a predicted model, not a curated record.